AUGUCGUUCAUGCCGCAACGUGGCGGCCCGGCUGGCCCUGGCCAGCCACGGCCUGGCCCUGGAGGCCAUCCUGGAGGUCAUCCUGGUGGUGGCCCUGGCCAGCAUGGCAGUCAGGGCGGCCCCGGAGGUCCUGGACGCCAGGUCACCCUUCAGUGCGCAAAGGUGAACGACAAGAACUUGCAGUCGCAAUUGAUUUACAGCAACAUUUGUGCCGUCAACCCCAGAGAUUUUCCGACGCAGCGUCCUAACCAGAACUUCCACGUCCUCAUUCGAGGCGGCCAACCCAGGGGCGAAUUUGUGGUGACCGCGAGGCCUCUGGACGUUCUGCCACCGGGGACUAUUAGUCUCUCUGACCCCCAGCGUACCUGGUGCGGCAUCUCACUGAGAGACCAGUUCACUGGUGAGGUAUACGAUCCGUUCUCGGCACGCGAUGGAAAGGCCUACCUAUCCUCGCUGGACCUCGAAGUAACAUUUGCCUCGCCUAGUAAGCGGACAGAUGUUCCCUUCGAGGAGUCUGAUCUCAUUGCAGAUUUCACCAAGACAUUCGAUGGCCAGGUUCUCGCUCCUGGUCAGCGCAUCAUCAUGGACCGGGGCAACAUCCCUCUUCUCGUCACCGUCAAGUCCAUCAUCCUCGUCGACCUCAGUGGCGGUUCCGCCCCCGAAGGCGCGGAGCGCACCAGGGAGCCAUGGUCAAGGGGCAUUCUCACCACCAACACAGAUGUCGCCUUCAGAAUCGAUAGUCAGUCCCCUCUCAAACUCAACACAUCUUCGACGCGCGCAAGGGCCAACCCGAUCCUCGCGCCCGACUUCAAGUUCCAGGACAUGGGCAUUGGUGGUCUCGCCGACGAGUUCUCGACCAUCUUCCGCCGUGCCUUCCUCUCUCGUAUCUUCCCACAGGCAACCAUCUCCAAGCUGGGCAUAUCCCACGUCAAGGGUAUCCUCAUGUACGGCCCUCCAGGUACUGGUAAAACCCUGAUGGCCCGCCAGAUCGGCAAGAUGCUCAACGCUCGCCCGCCCAAGGUCAUCAACGGUCCCGAAGUCCUCAACAAGUACGUCGGCCAGUCCGAGGAGAACAUUCGCAAGAUGUUUGCGGACGCUGAGAAGGAGUACAAAGAAAAGGGUGACGAAAGUGGCCUCCACAUCAUCAUCUUCGAUGAGUUGGAUGCUGUCUGCAAACAACGUGGCUCGGGAGGCGGUGGUGGCACUGGUGUUGGAGACAGUGUCGUCAACCAGCUGCUGUCCAAGCUCGAUGGUGUCGACAAACUCGAGAAUAUCCUCCUAAUCGGCAUGACCAACCGAAAAGACAUGAUCGACGACGCUCUGUUACGCCCCGGACGUCUCGAGGUUCACCUAGAGAUCUCCCUUCCUGAUGAGAAGGGCCGCCUCCAGAUUUUAGAGAUUCACACGAACCCGCUGUCCAAGAACAAGAUGCUGGGCGGCGACGUCAAUUUGCACGAGAUUGCCGAGCAGACCAAGAACUUUUCUGGUGCCGAGCUCAACGGUCUCGUCCGCAGCGCCGUGUCAUAUGCCAUGUCACGCAGCGCCCCCAUGGGCGAGCAGGGUGUUCCCACCGCCAACCCCGAGAGCAUCAUGGUCGACCGCGAUGCCUUCGAGUACGCUCUCCGUGAAGUCCGCCCCGCCUACGGUGUCUCGGAGAAUGAUCUCGACGAAGCUGUCCGCAGGGGCAUCAUCCGCUACAGCCCGCAUGUCGGCACCACCAUUGAGAGCAUGGCUCGCGUCAUCGACAUGGUCGCGACGUCGCAACAUCAAUUCGGCCACUCUGUUCUCUUCCACGGUCCAGACGGCUCAGGAAAGACUGCACUGGCGGCCUUUGUGGCGCAGCAGUCGGGCUGCCCCUUCAUCAAGAUCAUCACGCCCGCGCACCUGGCCAGCCAGAGGGACGAAUUCGCCCGAAGCGACUACAUCCGCAAGGUCUUUGCCGACGCAGCGAAGUCGCCCUUUAGCAUCGUCAUUCUCGACAAGGUCGAGAAGCUUAUCGGCUGGAACCCCAUUGGUCCCCGAUUCUCUACCACCAUCCUGGAGCCGAUGCAAGCUCUCAUUGACCAGCCUGGCUCAGAGAAACACCGCCUUUUGGUAUUCGCCACGACGUCAAACAUUUCUGCUCUGAAGAUGCUCGAGGUCGACCGCACAUUCAGGAAGCACACGGCCGUGCCCGCCGUCGGCAACCUCCGCGAACUCGGUGCCGUACUCACCGAAUCCCCCGUGCCCUUCUCGUCAGACGACAUCGACACCACGCUGGGCGCUAUCGAGCGACAGACCGGGACUGAUCGUGUCAACGUUGGUAUCAAGACGGUACUCGAGUGUGCUUUUGAGGCGCAGAUGGCUCCGGCAAAUGAGAUGCCACUCAUGUUUACGGAGCUUCUCGUCGGUUAUAUUGAAUAG
Messenger RNA from Emericellopsis cladophorae, 2403 nucleotides. RefSeq lists its product as uncharacterized. Gene Ontology annotation, cellular component: Golgi stack. The coding region runs from base 1 to 2403 and encodes 800 amino acids. The record is from RefSeq and is a predicted model, not a curated record. Lineage: Eukaryota; Fungi; Ascomycota; Sordariomycetes; Hypocreales; Bionectriaceae. The transcript is spliced from 3 exons. Gene Ontology annotation, molecular function: ATP binding; ATP hydrolysis activity. Gene Ontology annotation, biological process: SNARE complex disassembly; Golgi to plasma membrane protein transport; intra-Golgi vesicle-mediated transport.